GAAAUUUUCGCCGUAACUUAAAGCGUACUACAACUAGCUACACGGUGUACCGUGUCGUGCACGUGGCAAUCGACACGUAUAACGGUUAACCUCUGGACAGCGAGACUACGAAUCAUCAAUUCAAUGAUGACCACGCAACUGCGCAGCCUGAUCUUGCUUCUAGUAGCUUCUCUCCCGCUGGCGAGUGCACAAUUCAAUUUCUUUGAUCAGAUGUUUGGGCAUUCCCAGCAGCAGCAGCAGCAACAACAACAAAGAGGAUCUGGACCUUCUGGUAACUCCCAAUGGAUGGCGCAUUCAGAAGCUCUCCCAUGUUCCCAAUACCUGUGCCCAAGUACCCUGACGUGUGUCGAGAGACCGGCUGAUUGUCCAUGUCCCAAUGCAGAGGACAUCAAGUGCACCAUCCCAGACGCAGUAGAUACAGAAGCUGCAACGGUUGUUUGCGUGAGGGGGGUAGAGGAGUGUACACCAGUCGAACGGCUGACGAGUUCAUAUUCAACAUGAUGCAUCUUCCGUCUGUCGUCGGUGACUCGCUAAAAUAUAUAUGGCGAGUGGAUGUCGAAUCCUAUCUGCCGUCUCGAAGACAGAACCGCUUACUUCACAAUUCAGUAUACCCGUGUUUCCACACCGUCACAGUUCUUUCAAAUGAUCGGUUGCCGAGCUUGUUCUCCUAGAAGCAUCAUCAUCUUGCAUGCAUGUUCUUGUCGUAGGAUUCCGAUCGUCAUACAAGAGUUAUUCCCCCCCCCCCCCUACUCUACUUCAUAUUCAAUGCGGAAGAAAACACACUUGUUUUGACCUCUGAGAAACUAUCACUGUUGCGUGCAAUCUUGAUACUGAACCUUAUCACCCUCCCGGGUAAUCAAGGUCAGAUAUAUACUGUCUA
Molecule: messenger RNA, 880 nt
Organism: Suillus subalutaceus
Lineage: Eukaryota; Fungi; Basidiomycota; Agaricomycetes; Boletales; Suillaceae
Exons: 2
Coding region: 124-501 (125 amino acids)
Source: RefSeq, a predicted model, not a curated record